Messenger RNA from Acanthoscelides obtectus, 708 nucleotides. NCBI's taxonomy places the organism in Eukaryota, Metazoa, Arthropoda, Insecta, Coleoptera, Chrysomelidae. The record is from the annotation of a GenBank genome assembly.
GUAAUGAUGUGAUUAUUCUUUCUGAUCUGCCUCAGUAUGUCAAGAAUACAUUUUCGAUAUUACGUUCAAUCUGUCACUUGUGAAGUCUAAUAUUCCAUUCAAAAUUGGAAUAUGUGGCAACCUUGCCAACUAACCUCACAUUCUGAGCCUCAUCUUUCUAUGCUAUGUAAACUGAACAUUAUUGAUGUUUAAACUUAUAUUUGUGUCUCGCGAUUGCUUAGCUUAUGCCUUACAAGUACUGCGUUCCUAAUUGUGUCGGUAAUUACGGGAAGGAUCCGAAGGUACACGUAUUUUCAUUUCCAUUGAACGAAAACUGUCGUAAAAGAUGGCUCAAUGCAAUUCCUCGUAGUGAUUUAGUGGUUACACAAUACACCCGUGUAUGUAAUUUGCUCCUUGUUGAGGACGGCAUCAUUUGGGAAUCCACCAUCCAUGACGAAAAGACAGGACAUUCAAGCAGAAGAAGCCGAGAUGAGAAAUUGAGGGACAAGGAACAAAAACAACUACUUAAAGCACUAAAAACUAGCAUGGAUGAUUAUUCCUCCUAUCAAAAAUCAACUUGUUUUCAAAAUUAUUCUCACAGUUCUCAGUUCAUGGCAAUGUCCGUAUGGGUUGCAUAAAAUUGUUCAGAAUAAAGUUACAUUGUUUAAGUUAUAAUAUAAACCAGCACCCAUCAUAACUCACUCUGUAAUUGUUGAUAAGGAUCUCAAU